AUGGAUCGGUCGGUGAGUGCGGGGCGGAAGGCGGAAGCGCCGAUCCCGGCGGCGCAGGAGAGCUUCUGGUCGAGCCUGGUGAAGAAGGUGGCGGACUUCGUGCUCGAGGACGACAUCCCCUCCUCCUCGUCGCGCGCUUCCACGCCGCGGCAUCAGCAGUCUCCCACGCUCAAUGCAGAGGAUCUUCUAGGAAAACCUGUUGCGGUUAGCGGUGUAUCCAGCAGCCCGCGGAGGGCGAGCGCAAAGACAAGCUCCCCACAAGCACAGCCGGGGAGCGGCAAGCAUGUUGGAGUCUCGAAGCCCACGCAGGCACGAAACAGUGGAACCGCAAGAUCUGCAGGAGCAGAACGGACGGCAGGGAUGGCAGCCGGUGGAAUGGGAGAAGGUGGAACGGGAGCAGGGAAGCGAGGUGCAGGGGAUUCCAAGCCUGCUGCAGCAGCAGGAGGAGCAGCAGGAGCAGGGAGGGGAGCGUCAGGUCGUGCUUCAGCUGGACCAACGUUUGGGGGUGCUAAGGGAGGAGGAGGCGGAGGAGGCGGCGGUGGUGGCGGUGGAUUUGUGCAGGGAGGGCUGGACGCCAUCAUCAACUCUAUUUCCCUGCUCGGUGACACCCUUGGCUCCGCUCUCGAUGAGGGCAUAGGCAAGGUGGUGCAGGUGGCCGUAGACGACCACCCGCCCCCCAGAAAGGCAGCAGCGGGCAGCACCAAGCCCGGCGCGUCAGGCAGGCAGUCCGCGCCCAGAGCGGCCAUCAGAGACGCGCGCCCCCGCCUCGUGCAGUCAAAAGGGCCUGAUAGCGGACGAGAAGGGCGAGCAGGGGAAACAGAAGCUGCUGCCUCCCUCGUCUCUCCUGCUUCCCUCGCCUCUCCUCCCGCCCUUGUCUCUCCUUCUUCCCCUGUCUCGCCGCCCUCCCUAGCUGCACGGCCUGACGAGCCUCUUGCCUCCCCUCCUCCCCCUCAAGCUCCUGGUCAUGCAUCCUCUGGCCCAACUGCCACGUCAGCCGCCAAGUCAGCCGCUACAUUAGCCGCCACGUCAGGUGCUGAGCUGGCAGCGGAAGACGAUCUGCUAGUGCGGUUGCCGAAGGGAAGGGAGAUGCUGGUGGGGAGAGAGGAGGGGGUGAAGAGGGCGAGUGAGGCGGCGGUGCAUGUGCCCAAGGAGACCCAGCUCGUGGCGUCCAGAAAUGUGGCGACAGCCAUGGCCAUGCGGGCGAAGCAGCUACAGGCGGACCUCAAGGCAGCCCGCCGCGACGCCAUGGACGCUCGAGAGCGGUGCAGAGCGGUGGAGGAGGAGAAUGAGCGGCUCAGAGCGGCGCUGGCGGCUGCAGAAGAGACGAAGGGGGGAGUGAAGGGGGAGGGGAUGGGAGGGCGUGAGGCGGAGGUGGAGGCGGGGGUGGAGGGGGAAGGAGGGGUGGACACACAUCACCACCACCAUCACUCGGAAUUGGAAGAUAUGGUGAGUUUUGAUGGGCUGGAAUCUGCACGAGCAGCUGGGAGUGUUGCUGCAGGAGAAGGUGCUGCUGGUGGCGAGGAAGGCAGCAGUGGAGCGCGAGAGACAGAUGCCACAAGACUACCCCCCUUCUUCUUGCUGUCUGCUGACUUCCUGUCCUUUUCCAUUAUGCCCCCUUCAUGUUUCCCCGCACCUGUUCUUGCUCGCCCGCAGCUGCACGAGCAGCUGGGAGUGCUGCUGCAGGAGAAGGCGCAGCUGGUGGCGGGGAAGGCAGUGGUGGAGCGAGAGAACGAGAUGCUACACCACCUGCUGCUCUACUACGAGCACCUCUACCUGCGCGGAGGCAGCACCACCCCAGGCGCACACCAUGCACUUGCUGAGGCGGGACAUGUGCUGUCCGAAGGGGGGGGGGCGCUGCCGGAGGGAGAGUGUGGACUGCUGGACGGGGGGCAUGUGAUGUCGGCAGAGGAGCAUGCGGCGCUGAUGCACAAGCACAUGCACUUGCAUGGGGGUCUGACGGAUGGGCAUGGUGGUGAUGUGGAUGCGCACAUGCAUCUGAUGAAUGCAGGCUCUCUUGUCCCUGCUGCCGAUGCUGCAGAGAGCAGGGUUCACGCUGCUGACAUGACAUCAGGGGACUGUGCCGGGGUUGGGGGGAACCGGGAGGCGGGACAGGAGAAGGCUGAGGAGCACACAGGGCCGCCUUCGUUUCAGCAGCAGAUGGCAGCAGCAGACUCGUUGGAUGAAGCAAGGGGAGGCAGUGUGGUGGGUGAAGGGGCAGAGGCGGGUGGGGGAGCCGAAGCGGGUGGCGGGGAGAACCGGGAGGAGGGACAGGAUUGCGCUGAGGAGCAGGUGGGGCCACCUUCCUUGCUGCAGCAGGUGGCAGCGGGGGGCUCGUCGGAUGAAGCAGGGGGAGGCAGGGAGGCAUGUGGGUUGACUGAGCCGGGUGGAGGGGGUGAGACGGGUGGGGGAGCUGAGGCCAGUGGGGGAGCCGAGGCGGGUGUGGGGGGGAACCGGGAGGAGGGACAUGGGAAGGCUGAGGAGCAUGACGGCCCGCCCUCGUUGCAGCAGAAGGUGGCAGUGGCAGUCUCGCUGGAUGACACAAUGGCAGGCAAGGAGGCGUGUGGAGGGGCGGAGGCGGGUGGGGAUGGGUCGAUGGAUGGAAGCAGUGAUGGGGCGAGGGUGAAUGGUGCCAUCUCGGGGGGUGCAGAGGAAGAGCAGAAAGGUGGAGCAGGGAGGAUGUGUGCAGGGAGUGGUGGGGUUGAUGACUGUACGGGUUCCAAAGUCUAUGCAGGCAGCUGA
Messenger RNA from Closterium sp. NIES-65, 2739 nucleotides. The record is from the annotation of a GenBank genome assembly. Lineage: Eukaryota; Viridiplantae; Streptophyta; Zygnematophyceae; Desmidiales; Closteriaceae.